Molecule: messenger RNA, 1705 nt
Organism: Lactuca sativa (garden lettuce)
Lineage: Eukaryota; Viridiplantae; Streptophyta; Magnoliopsida; Asterales; Asteraceae
Gene: HRS1
Product: Histidyl-tRNA synthetase 1
Biological process (GO): histidyl-tRNA aminoacylation
Cellular component (GO): cytoplasm
Molecular function (GO): histidine-tRNA ligase activity; ATP binding
Source: RefSeq, a predicted model, not a curated record
CCAUUGCCUUGGACUGAGAAGAAGCCAUUGCCUAUUUGCCGUUGCGCGAUGGCUGCUGCAACUCCAUCUCUCCUUAUCCUCCACCCUCGCCUCAUCCUAUUUGCCACUACUCUCCGCCCUACCCCCCUCAUCUGCCACCAAUUCUCCCUCCACUCUCCCCCUCUCAGCCGCCUCCCUGUUCGCUUCGCUCAUAACAAACACCACUCCUUCUCCACCUCCCCAUUAGCCACUGCUACCCCUUUGUCUGCCGACAAUUCUAAUGUCAAUGAAACCACGCGUGCCGGUCGAUCCGGUUCAAUCUCCUCCCCACCACAUCAGGUCGUCGAUUACUCCCAAAAAGUAGACGUUAACCCGCCCAAAGGCACCAGAGAUUUCCCUCCAGAGGAAAUGCGCCUCCGCAAUUGGCUUUUCCAGAACUUCAAAGAGGUUUCACAAUUGUUCGGAUUUGAAGAAGUUGACUAUCCAGUACUAGAAUCAGAAGCUCUAUAUAUAAGAAAAGCAGGGGAGGAAAUAAGGGACCAGCUUUACUGUUUUGAGGAUCGAGGAAAUCGCAGAGUCGCAUUGAGGCCUGAGCUUACUCCUUCUCUAGCAAGGCUUGUCAUACAAAAAGGAAAAUCUGUAGCCCUUCCAAUAAAGUGGUUUGCUGUUGGACAAUGCUGGCGUUAUGAAAGAAUGACUAGGGGAAGGCGUCGUGAACACUACCAAUGGAACAUGGAUAUAAUUGGUGUCCCUGAUGUAACUGGAGAAGCUGAGCUUAUCUCAUCUAUUGUUACAUUUUUCAAACGGAUUGGGAUAACUGAAAAAGAUGUUGGCUUCAAGAUAUCUAGCAGAAAGGUUCUACAGGAAGUGCUGAGUUUCUAUUCGGUUCCAGAAUCUUUAUUUGCCAAAGCUUGCAUCAUCAUAGAUAAGAUGGGGAAAAUACCAAUGGAGGAGAUCAAGAAAGAGCUGGAGUUGGUCGAGUUAUCAAAAGAUGCUAUUGAGGAUCUACUUCAAGUUCUUACCAUAAAGUCUUUGACAGAGUUGGAAGAGAAACUUGGAGGCACAGGGGAAGCAGUGAGUGAGCUGAAACAACUAUUCUCACUUGCUGAAAAGUUUGGUUAUUCAGAAUGGAUUCAAUUUGAUGCUUCUGUUGUUCGGGGUCUAGCUUACUAUACUGGAAUCGUAUUCGAGGGAUUUGAUAGAGAAGGUAAGCUUCGAGCGAUAUGUGGUGGUGGGCGUUAUGAUCGUUUGCUUUCUACUUUUGGUGGUGAUGAUCUUCCUGCUUGUGGCUUUGGUUUUGGUGAUGCUGUCAUUAUUGAACUGUUGAAGGAGAGAGGACUGUUGCCAGAACCCCCACUUGAAAUUGAGAACAUUGUUUGUUCGUUGGAUCCUAAUCUUCAAGGUGCGGCUGCUAUGGUUGCUAGUGUUCUUAGGGGAAAGGGUCAGUGUGUGGAUUUAGUGUUGGAAAACAAACCACUUAAAUGGGUGUUCAAACGGGCAACAAGAAUAAAUGCACGCAGAUUGAUACUUGUGGGAAGUGCAGAGUGGGAAAGAGGAAUGGUUGGUGUUAAAAUCCUAUCAACCGGGGAACAAUAUGAAGUUAAUGUUGAUGAACUACAAUGAAUUUAAAGAUUUCUUUUAAUGUAUCAAUUCAUUCUUUCAAUAUAUUAAUGUUCUCGCUAUUUUUUAAGAAUUAAAUAUGUAUAAUAGCAACUUACUUUCAUUC